ACACACACACACACCACGCAUGCAUGCACAAGAGAGACAGAGAUAGAGUAAAAUAAAACAACUCUACGAAGGAGUGGGAGUGAGGUACCAGGUACAGAACACAGAAGACACCUGCCCAGGAGCAACUGCCACUCCUAACCUCUCUGUUCCUGAAGCGGGUGUCAAGCCACGAGAAAGAGUCCAAUCAGCUGCGGAGGAUGCUAUCAAAGCGGUGGGGUGACUUCUUCAUAUUAGGAUAUUAGGAAGUGGUGGAUCUGAUUUAAAGCCAGCUUUGUUUUUGAGUCUCUGCCCUCGCUGUGCCCUGGGAGAAACCACUUCCUCUCCGGAGUAACACAUAAACGGUCGCGGCUUCUACGAGUCCGUGCAUCCCUCCUGUAGUGGGGACCGUCCCAAUUCGAGAACCUUUUAAUUCAAGGUUUACUGAUCUCCAGCAAUCCCUUCCAGCCCUACGCCCCACACAAAGAUGGCAGAUCCGCCGUCAUUCGGGGCUCGGAACCGGAUCCGAUGCCAGGUUUCCGUGGCAGCACGUCCCGCUCGCUCUAGUGCUGACGCGGAUUGGCGUCCCGCGCUUGCGCGGAGAGAGGCCCCAUGAGGGCGGCGCCUGCGCACUGCGCGUCUGCGAGGCACAGUCAAGACAGUUGUGCGAGCGCAGAUCGUAGAGACCUGCGGUGGUUUGAGGGGUGGCAAGCCCGCGGGGCUGAGCGGGGUCCUCAGCCUUCCCGGCGACGGCGGCACCGAGCUCGGCAGCAGUGAAAGGCGGGGCGCGGCAUGUCCUGGGUUCCGCGGCACCGGCAGUGAACGCGCGUGCGGGAUGGGCCGGCGCCGGGGUGUGGAGCUCUACCGGGCCCCGUUCCCGUUGUACGCGCUCCGGGUGGACCCCAAGACCGGGCUGCUCAUCGCUGCGGGCGGAGGAGGCGCCGCCAAGACCGGCAUAAAGAAUGGCGUGCACUUUCUGCAGCUAGAGCAAAUCAAUGGGUGUCUGAGCGCCUCCUUGCUGCACUCUCAUGACACGGAGACACGGGCCACUAUGAACCUGGCACUGGCUGGUGACAUCCUUGCUGCUGGACAGGAUGCCCAGUGUCAGCUUCUGCGUUUCCAGGUCCAUCAACAGAAGAGCAAUAAAGCCGAGAAGUCAGGUUCCAAGGAGCAGGGACCUCGACAGAGGAAGGGGGCCGCCCCGGCGGAGAAGAAGCCAGCAGCAGAAGCUCACCGCGAGGGGGUUGAACUCAAAGUAAAGAAUUUGGAGGCAGUACAGACAGACUUCAGCACUGAACCCCUGCAGAAAGUUGUGCGCUUCAACCACGACAAUACCCUGCUCGCCACGGGAGGGACCGAUGGCCACGUCCGUGUCUGGAAGGUACCCAGCCUGGAGAAAGUUCUGGAUUUCAAAGCACAUGAAGGGGAGAUUGGAGAUUUGGUGUUGGGUCCUGAUGGCAAGCUGGUCACUGUGGGCUGGGACCUGAAGGCCUCCGUGUGGCAGAAAGGUCAACUAGUGACACAGUUGCAUUGGCAAGAGAAUGGACCCACCUCUUCUAGCACGCCCUACCGCUACCAGGCCUGCAGAUUUGGGCAGGUUCCAGAUCAGCCUGGCGGGCUGCGACUCUUCACAGUGCAGAUCCCCCACAAGCGCCUGCGUCAGCCCCCGCCCUGCUACCUCACAGCCUGGGACAGUUCCUCCUACUUGCCGCUUCGGACCAGGUCCUGUGGCCAUGAAGUCAUCUCCUGCCUCAGUGUCAGUGAAUCGGGUACCUUCCUAGGCCUAGGCACGGUCACUGGCUCUGUCGCCAUCUACAUAGCUUUCUCUCUCCAGCGCCUCUAUUAUGUGAAGGAGGCCCAUGGCAUUGUGGUGACAGAUGUGGCCUUUCUACCUGAGAAGGGCCGCGGUCCAGAGCUUCUUGGGCCCCAUGAAACUGCUCUUUUCUCUGUGGCUGUGGAUAGUCGCUGUCAGCUGCAUCUGCUGCCCUCACGGCGGAGUGUUCCUGUGUGGCUACUGCUCCUGAUGUGUGUCGGCCUUAUUAUUGUGACCAUCCUGCUGCUCCAGAGUGCCUUUCCAGGUUUCCUUUAGCCUCGCUGACCAGUGGGAAUCAGGCUUGGACACUGCCGCCUCCCAGAGCAGAAUCACUGAGGUCCCCAGCUGAGGCUGCCUCCGACGAGACUGAUGGGGACCGCCUGUCCCUCAGCUAAAGCUUGC
Molecule: messenger RNA, 2191 nt
Organism: Peromyscus eremicus (cactus mouse)
Lineage: Eukaryota; Metazoa; Chordata; Mammalia; Rodentia; Cricetidae
Gene: Preb
Product: prolactin regulatory element binding
Exons: 9
Coding region: 812-2065 (417 amino acids)
Biological process (GO): protein secretion
Cellular component (GO): endoplasmic reticulum membrane
Molecular function (GO): GTPase activator activity; protein binding; guanyl-nucleotide exchange factor activity
Source: RefSeq, a predicted model, not a curated record